Scleropages formosus (Asian bonytongue) is the source of this 1456-nucleotide messenger RNA. RefSeq names its product betaine--homocysteine S-methyltransferase 1-like. Gene Ontology annotation, molecular function: betaine-homocysteine S-methyltransferase activity; zinc ion binding. Gene Ontology annotation, cellular component: cytosol. NCBI's taxonomy places the organism in Eukaryota, Metazoa, Chordata, Actinopteri, Osteoglossiformes, Osteoglossidae. Gene Ontology annotation, biological process: L-methionine salvage. The transcript has 8 exons. The coding region runs from base 76 to 1281 and encodes 401 amino acids. The record is from RefSeq and is a predicted model, not a curated record.
GGCACAAAUCUGUGCUUUCCAGCUUUGAAGCAGCAUUUGUAAGGUGCCUUGUGCUGUUUCCUAAAGCCUGAAGAAAUGACACCAGUCAAAAAGGGCAUUCUCGAGCGGCUGAACACCGGCGAGGUUGUCAUUGGCGAUGGUGGCUUUGUGUUUGCCCUGGAGAAGCGAGGCUAUGUGAAGGCAGGCCCCUGGACACCGGAAGCCAGUGUGACUCACCCCGAAGCUGUGCGACAGCUGCACAGGGAGUUCCUAAGAGCUGGAUCCAAUGUCAUGCAGACAUUCACCUUCUAUGCCAGUGAUGAUAAACUGGAGAACAGAGGCAAUGACCUGCGUCUUACUGGACAGCAGAUCAACGAGGCUGCGUGUGACCUUGCCAGGGAGGUGGCCAGCGAGGGAGAUGCACUGGUUGCAGGUGGUGUUUCCCAGACACCCUCCUACCUGAGCUGCAAGAGCGAGGAUGAAGUGAAGGCUGUUUUUAAGAAACAGAUGGAUGUCUUUGUCAAGAAGAAUGUAGACUUUUUGAUUGCAGAGUACUUUGAGCAUGUGGAGGAAGCGGAGUGGGCCGUCCACGUUCUGAAGAUGAGCGGAAAGCCGGUUGCGACCAGCCUGUGCAUUGGACCCGACGGAGAUCUGAAUGGUGUCAGCCCCGGCGACUGUGCUGUCAGACUGGUGAAGGCUGGUGCUCGGAUUGUCGGGGUGAACUGUCACUUUGACCCCAUGACCUGCGUGAAGACUGUGAAGCUGAUGAAGGAGGGAGUAGAGCGAGCUGGACUCAAGGCCCACUACAUGGUGCAGCCCUUGGCGUAUCACACCCCCGACUGCAACCGCCAGGGCUUCAUUGACCUGCCAGAGUUCCCCUUCGCUCUUGAGCCCAGAGUCGUGACCAGAUGGGAUGUACACAAGUACGCCAGGGAAGCAUACGAUGCAGGCAUCCGCUACAUCGGGGGCUGCUGCGGGUUCGAGCCGUACCACAUCCGUGCUGUGGCAGAGGAGCUGGCGCCUGAGAGAGGCUUCCUGCCUGCUGCUUCUGAGAAGCAUGGAAUGUGGGGCAGUGGCCUUGACAUGCAUACCAAGCCCUGGGUUCGGGCCAGGUCUCGCCGUGAGUACUGGGAGCAGCUCCAACCUGCCUCUGGCCGCCCAACCUGCCCCUCUAUGUCCAAGCCUGAGGGCUGGGGUGUGACCAAAGGGCAUGCGGACCUGAUCCAGCACAAAGAGGCCACGAGCAAGCAGGAGAUGCAGCACCUGCUGGAGAUGCAAAAGAAAGCUAAGGCCAAUGCUUAAAGAACAACAAUCUUCUAACACCUGAGGCUCUUUCUCGUUGUUUGUUGGCAAGAAGACGAAAUGAAAAAAACCCAGGUUACGUCAGGUUUCAGCCCUUCGAACUGCUUUUUCUCUGAGUUGGAAAUGCACUGUAAUAAAUGGAAAACCGAAACAUUUGACCAAAGACAUUCCUUGU